CCUCACUUCUUGCACUGAGGGAACCACCAGAAGGCCCUCGGAGCUGGACCUCAGUGUCUGAGCUGAACAAUGCUUCAGAUAUAGAGGGCCAUAAAUUAACAAAUGCUGGAAACGUUUAGGGAAUAUGAGGAGUCCCCUUUCUAAGUAUUACGGUAAAGGACUGUCUUUCCUCUGGUACACCUGCCUUUCGACAACACUCAGACGACUUGGAUCGAACUGGCUUCACCGUAUAGACGAGCCAGUAGGACCGGUUGCAUCGGAGGAGGAAGCGGAGUUAUUGCGUAAUUGUUGCUGGGGGAUAUAGAGGGAGCUCUCUCCACGCGCGCGCGCACCGGGAUCGGUCAGGAGCAGCGCUGUGCGUGCUUAUUAAUCCGGGAGGGCGCUCACUCCAGUUGAUCACUCAAGUCUACCGGACUUGAGAAGGGAUCGGGCUCGGGAGGAGCAGGAGAGCAGCAACUCUCCAAGAAGUCCCUUCUCCCUCCUGAUCUUCCAAGUAGCUGGCUUCUGCUUCCUUGCAACUUCAUUGCGGGGGAUCUGCACUCUACAGCCGCCCGGCUCGCGGUUUUUUUUUUUUCCGGCGCAGGCAGCUGGUGCAACAACCGCAAGGGCUGGAGUUUGCAAAAUCCAAAUAAUGCAGCUGCCGGGAAGCGGCGACAGCGGCUCCUCCUGCUGCUGCUGCCUCCCGCGGCGGGUCACCUGGCCGGCUUGCCGCUGCUCGGCUGCCGUGCGCCCCCGCGUCUGACUGCCGCGGGCUGCGCGCCUGGAUUACCGAACGCGGACUGGCAUGGAGAGGUCGGCCAGCGCCGGGCGGCGCGGUUGAAAAGCUCGGCUCUCUGCGUCUCCCCUAGCCGCCGAGUGCAGCUCGCUUAAUCCGAAAAGCCUCCUUCUCCCGCUUGCCAAGCCAUGGAAGAUUGCUCCGUGCCAGAUCUCCGAGACGUCGAGCUCAAGCUGGGGCGCAAAGUCCCCGAGAGCCUGGCGCGCUCCUUGCGCGGGGAGGAGCCCGCCGUCUCCCUCGCCAGGGAAAAAGAGCCCGAGCGGCCCGCCGGAGGGCCUGCCACCCCCGGCUUCUGCACCUCCCUGGGCCCCAGAGCCGCCAUGCUCCGCAGCAGGAGUUCCAGCGCCUUGGAGAGACUGGAGACCAAACUGCACCUCCUCCGGCAAGAAAUGGUGAGUAGAGUACGCAGCUCAAGCGCCCUGGUGCACCGCCGCGAAACAACAACAAAGGACAGGCAGGGAUCUAACCAUUACUCCGCACUCCUCCUUUGCGCGCCGCUCGCUGUCUGCAAGCCUUGGCUUUGCGCUUGCUGGGAGACACGAAACUGGUGCGAUUCUCGUGCAAUUCGAAGAGCCGCGCUCCUUCUCUUUGGAGCGCCCCCCUCUCUUUUCUCCGCCAAAAUAAAUGAUGUCAGAAACCAAGAGUAAAGUUAUCAGUGACAUGCGUUACAAAGUAUUGGAGCUAGGGCUGUUUAAGAUGCUGAACUCAAGCUAGGACCCGUUUUUGAGGUGUUUUCUUUUUAAGCAGUAGAAUAAAAAAGGAGAGUGCCUCUGAGCAGGUGAAGAAAGCAUUUCUCGCACCCCCUUUUUUGGAGUCAGGAGCCUACAGACCUAGAGUUAAAUAUCCAGGCUUUGUUGCUCAUAAGAUAAGCGGGGGGGGGGGGGGUCCAAUCAAGGCUGAGACUCGGCAUUCCUGUUUUUAGAACUGAAUCCCGGAGGUGUUUUAUUUUUGCCACUGUGCUGUGCUUGUGUGUGGUUGGCGUAGGCGUGAGUGGGAGAGCGUGGCUGUGCUCUCAGUGUUCAUUUGCAGCACUUAAUCCUCAUAAUAAGGCACAGCUAGUCACCUGCCCACAAAACAGCUACAGGCAAUUGCCUGUAGGCCUGGCAACUGGAUCUAAAAUGUGAGAAGUGGGUGUGAUAACUCCACAGGAAACUCCAUGUUGCAUGGCUCCACCUGCGGUCUUGCUCUGAAAAGAAUGGAAUCAAGAGUGGAGGAACAGAUCUUGUGGCCAAUCCCUAUAGGUUUAUAUGAAGAAAGAGAGAGAGGGGAGGGGGGGGUGUUCAAGUAGCAUUUGCCGAUAAUUUGUGCCUGCUACUGGAUUCCUCAAUAUUUAUGUAUUGACUCAAACAGGAUUCUGUAUACUGUAUUGAGUUUGGAUGCUGUGAAAUAUAAGAAACAGUCCUUAUGGGAAAUAAUAUACCUUGGAAGUAAGGGAUGAUGCCCAAUUGUGGGUUUGGCAUAUUUUAUAUCACUGUCAGAUGUGGUAGGGGCAGGAUAAAAAACUAUUUAUAGAGGCAGUGCAUUCCAUGAAUCAGAUUUUUCCCAACGAAGAGGCCUGCCAACACACAUUUUUGUCUUUGUUUGGAAUUCACUUGAUUCCAUCCCUUUGCCCCUGGAAAUGAACUCCACCCACCCACACCCAUUCCCCCCCUUUUUUUUUCCUGCCCCUUGCCCUGCUCUCAAGGUCUUGAUUUGGGCUUGGUCUUAAUUUUGAAUCUCUUCUCAGUACCAUGGCUAGUUCCUGGAAUAUCAUGAUGUCAUCAUAAAGAAAAAGUGCUACCGAGCACGUGCAGAGUAUACUGCUCCCUCCAUUGAACUCCUGCAGCCACAUACUUCACUCGGGACCUUACUUUUGAAGAGGAUAGAUAACUGCACUGCUGAGAACAUGCAGAAUCAGGGAUUCAUAUGUUACAUGUCGCAUGUGGGAGAUAUGUUACCCAUUUGUGCAGGAAAAAACUGACAGUGGAAAUUUCGAAAGCCUAAUGGGUUCUCAAAAAUAAGACCUCUCAAGGUGCUCACUAAGACUGAAUUUUACCCAACUCCCAUUGAAUUUAAUUUGUCUGGGCUGGUUGUGUCCAUUCAGUUCACAGGGUCUGAUGAUGAUUAUGAUGAUGAUGAUAAUAAUAAUAAUAAUAAUAAUAAUAAUAAUAAUUUAUACUCCACACAUUUGGCUGGGUUUCCCCAGCCACUCUGGGUGGCUCCCAACAGAAUAUUAAAAACACAAUAAAACAUCAAACAUUAAAAACUUCCCUAAACAGAACUUAGUAGAACUUAGAUUGGAUACAAUCCACUGUUUUCAUCAGUGCACUGGCUUCUAUGUGCAAAAAUCUGAUCCUGCUAUAAUUUAAAAGAAAAACUUUUCCCAUUUAAAUAUAUUUUUGAGGCUAGUUGUAUAUUUACUAGUAGCUAUCCAAUAGCCCACCAUACACUGUCCCUCGGUGGUCUCCAUUUAUUUAGUCAGAGCUUGCAUGGAAUUCCUGCUCAAGACCUUAGUGGGCCUGAUUUGCUACAAACUUGGAGAAACGAGAGGAAAGAGCAAUGGCCACUGAAAGGAGACCUUGGCUGAAGGGAGGCUCAGACCUUGGGCCGCUCUUCUCCAGCUCCUGCUUAAAGUGGUUAUUUGGUCAAACGAGUUGUUGGCCAAGGCUUUCAUGCAGCUUUUCCAAACCCUACAGCUGUUUUGCUGCAACUCCCAUUCUCCUUGACCGUUGGCUAAGCUGGCUGAGGCUUUGCAUUGUAGGGGCUAGAUGGACUAGAUGGUCCUUUGGGUCUCUUCCAACUCUAAUAUUCCAUGGUUUGGCAAGGCUGAUGAUAGCACCAAACAGCUGGAAGACAUCAGGAUGGCUGCCCUAUUGCAUGCGGUGGACCUUUCAACUUCAGACUCACACCGUUUUUACCUCUUCCAGGAAAGUAGGGGUACUCUUGACUGCUUAAACAUAGGAAGCUGCCUUCUCCUGAGUCUGGCCACUGGUCCACCUAGCUCAGAAUUAUGACUGGCAGAAACUCUCCAGGGUUGUCCUAGCCCUGCCUGGAAUCUCCUGGGCUUGCCAAUCAGAAGGUUGGCAAUUCAAAUCCAUGCAAAGGGGUGAGCCCCUGUUGCUCUGUCCCAGCUCCUGCCAACCUAGCAGUUCGAAAACACGCCAGUGCAAGUGCAGUGGUACCUCGGGUUAAGUACUUAAUUCAUUCUGGAGGUCCGUUCUUAACCUGAAACUGUUCUUAACCUGAAGCACCACUUUAGCUAAUGGGGCCUCCCGCUGCCACCGCACCGCUGCUGCGCAAUUUCUGUUCUCAUCCUGAGGCAAAGUUCUUAACCCGAGGUAAUAUUUCUGGGUUAGCGGAAUCUGUAACCUGAAGUGUAUGUAACCUGAGGUACCACUGCAGAUAAAUAGGUACCGCUGUGGCAGGAAGGAAUCACAGAGUUGGAAGGGACACUGAGGGUCAUCUAGUCCAACCCCAGGAGUCUUUUCACCCAACAUGGAGCUCGAACCCACAAACCUGAGAGUAAGAGUCUCAUGCACUACCAACUAAACUGUCCCUCAGCUGUGGCCCAGGUUCCCUUUCCACCCAGCGCUGGUUCUGCGCGCACUCAUUUAUUUAAUCCUUUAGCAAUCCACCAUGACCUGAAAGAGGAACAGCAGCGUGUUUGCCAGAUUGAUUCCUGACUGUAGUGGAGCCAGCAGCAAUAUUUUAUGGAUGUGGUUGAGCAAGGCCACCUCAGUUCUCCAUGGCUUCUUAUGCAGGCUACAGAAAGGAGCACCUUGAAGAUCAUGCUCAAGGCAGGUGCGUGGCUAAUGCUACUCCAGGCCAUAAUUGCAGCUGCAGUGUGGUGCCAGGAGGGCAGCAGUUGCCAAAUUGGCAGUAUUAUAAUUAAUAAUAAUAAUUAUCCACCCUUCACCAGAAGGUUGCAGGCCAGGUCACAACAAUUCAAAGUUAAUAGGAAAACAGUUUGUAACAAAUUCCAAUCACAGGAAUAGUGUGAGUCUUGAAAAUGUACCUCUCACGUGUCAAAAGAUAGGGUAAAGAGGCAUGUCAUCAGCAUAUGGCAAAAACAAUGUAAUGAAGGUACCAGGCAGACCUUUAUGGGAAGGAUGGAGUUCCACAAUUUUGGUGCUUCUGCAGAGAAUGCUGUCUUCCAGACCACCACCUGCUGAACUUCUGAGAGUGGUGGAACCAUUCUCUGCUGACCUUAACACCCCAAAGGUCUGUGCCAUUCAGCCAUAGAAAGUAGUACCCAGUCAUGUGACUCUGAAGAUGUGUGUUGCGUUGUAAGGAAUGAUGCAGUCAAAUGUGAAAGCUUCUGGUGUUUUGGCAGUUUAUCUGACAGCCCCACAGAGCUGAUGAUGGUGAUGAUGAUAAUUUUAUUUGUACCCCACCCAUCUGGCUGGGUUGCCCCAUCAACUCUGGACGGCUUCCAACAAAGAUUAAAAAUACAUUAAAAUGUUACACAUUAAAAACUUCCCUAAACAGGGCUGCCUUCAGAUGUCUUCUAAAUGCCAGGUAGUUGUUUAUCUCGUUGACAUCUGAUGGGAGGGUGUUCCACAGGGCGGGCGCCACUAUUGAGAAGGCCCUCUGCUUGGUUCCCUGUAGCUUUGCUUCUCACAGUGAGGGAACUGCCAGAACGGUGCUGGACCUCAGUGUCCGGGCUGAAUGAUGGGGGUGGAGACGCUCCUUCAGGUAUACUGGGCCAAGGCCAUUUAGGGCUUUAAAGGUCAGUGCCAACACUUUGAAUUGUGCUCGGAAACAUACUGGGAGCCAAUGUAGGUCUUUCAGGACCGGUGUUAUAUGGUCUCGGCGGCCGCUCCCGGUCACCAGUCUAGCUGCCGCAUUCUGGAUUAGUUGUAAUUUCCAGGUCACCUUCAAAGGUGCAGUAGUCCAAGCAAGAGAUAACUAGAGCAUGCACCACUCUGGUGAGGCAGUCUGCGGGCAGGUAGGGUCUCAGCCUGUGUACCAGAUGGAGCUGGUAGACAGCUGCCCUGGAUACAAUAUUGACCUGUGCCUCCAUGGACAGCUGUGAGUCCAAAAUGACUCCUAGGCUGCACACCUUGUCCUUCAGGGGCACAGUUACCCCAUUCAGGACCAGGGAGUCCUCCACACCAGCCAGCCCCCUGUCCCCCAAGAACAGAACUUCUAUCUUGUCAGGAUUCAACCUCAAUCCAUUAGCCGCCAUCCAUCCUCCAACCGCCUCCAGGCACUCACACAGGACAUUCGCUGCCUUCACUGGUUCUGAUUUGAAAAAGAGGUAGAGCUGGGUAUCAUCCGCAUAUUGAUGGACACCCAGCCCAAACCCCCUGGUGAUCUCUCCCAGUGGCUUCAUGUAGAUGUUAUUAAAAACAUGGGGGACAGGAUGGAACCCUGAGGCACCCCACAGGUGAGAGCCUAGGGGUCUGAACACUCAUUCCCCCCCCCACUUUCUAGACACGGCCCAGGAGGAAGGCGCAGAACCACUGUAUAACAGUGCCCCCAGCCCCUCCAGACGGUUCAGAAGGGUGUUAUGAUCAGUUGUAUCAAAAGCUGCUGAGAGAUCUAACAGAACUAGAAAACAGCUUUCACCUUUGUCCCUAGCCCGUCAGAGAUCAUCAACCAGCACGACCAAGGCAGUUUCAGUCCCAUGAUGAGGCCUGAAUUGGAAGGGAUCCAAAUGGUCCGCAUCCUCCAGGCACAAAAGUCACAAUAACUUUAAAAUAAACAACUUGUAUCAAAUAAGGCAAUAUUCAAUAAUCUAUUAGAAUCCAAUAGUAAACAGUAAAAUUAAACAUCAGCAAAUAAUAAUUAAACAGUUAGCACUUAUCUUUUACAAUUACUAAUCUAUAAUCAAUAAAAAUAACAGCAAAUCACAAUGCAUAAAAUACUGCAAAACGUACAAACCCAUGUAAAAGGACAAUACUGAGAAACAAGGACACACAACAUAUAUUUUUUGGACUCCUCUCUUCUCAGCUGCUUCUGCUGUUCUCAAAGUCCUGGUCUGGGAAAGGCUCCCAGGGCUGGAGGGUGGGGCAGGGCAGGUGGACAAGCCACUGCCUGAUGAGCAGAAGUUCUUCCUCUGGAGCAGAGCAUCUCUCUUAGGAGCUCACUAAACUUUAUUUACAACAGACCUGGACAGCUGCAGGUUUCACUCAUAUUCAAGCAGCCGCAGAACUGUCUGAAAAUUAACUCAGCAAUGCAUAGCCCAUGAGCUCUUUCGGCAGUAGAGGCAGGUCAAAUGAAAUGAAGUAGUCCCAGUCCAGCAGAAGCUGGAUUCAAGAAGUUGGUUUGAGGGGGACUUCCCCCCAAACCUAGUGGCCCCAUUUGUGCAUGUAGUUCUGAACUUGAGGCAUUGUUCUUAAAUUGAAGUAGAAGGCUUCAUUCAGGCAACAAUGUUUCUGUUCCUCAUACAUUGACAUGUAUGAAUUCAUUGAAGGUAUCACCUCCUUCCUCCUGUUCACUGACAUAGUUGAGGAGAACAUUGUGGUCUGUCAGUGUGUAUUAUCCAUUACAGCUAAAAAAUUGAACUUCCAUGUUCGAUGAGAGUAUAUUUUUAAACACCAGAUCCAGGUUGUGAAAAUUGGGGCACCUAUCCCUGUUCAGCUCAUAGUCUUCUUAAGUAUGUUUGGCUGGUUUCUGAAGAAGCUGGUCUCUGUGGUCUGAUCCAGCAAGGCAUUUGCAUAUUCUUAUAGCCCCUGUGAGGGCUACUGCUCUCGGAUCUCAAGAUCAGGCCAUUGUUUUGCUUAUCUACUUUGAGUUUGUUGAUAGUCAGGACUCUAAAGUCAUUGUGCUGAAAUGAGGACUCCUCACCUGGAACAAGAGAUCCAAGGUUGUUUCAGGUACACACCCUUGCUGACUAUUUCAAUCUUCCCUCUUAGAUAUCAUUGUGUUUCUCUAAAUAUGAACAUCUUUAGAGAUAACAAUCCUCCUACUGUUUAUGUAAUUCCUUUCCUGGAACGAAAAAGAGCCGUUCCUUCUCUUCCAGCUCACGUCAGCUCAACACCUCUUUGAACCUAAGAAGACAGAGGUUGAAGUGAGUUUACAGGUUGAUAUCCCAACACAGCCAAUAGUCCUGAGCAGGCCUGGUCCCUCCAAGAUUGCUUUAGGAUCUUCCCUGAAAUGUUCAGCUUUCAUGUUUAGAAAAGUCUCUGGCUUUUUAACUAGGGAAGGUAUGGGAAAUGACUGGCUGCAGCACCCUUGGGCAGCAGCUGGGACCCAAGCACAUGGACAGGGUUCACCAGACUGAUUUUGGGCAGUCUCCUCCUCCUCCCAGCCCCCUGGAUGCAGGCUUAUGAGGCAGCGGCUGGGAAUCCACCUCCCAUUUUGAUUUUCCCACAAAGCUGUGGGACAGCGGAUGUAGCCUUGCAGAAAAACUAAAAUGGCAACUAACUUCCUAGGUUUCUGGGCAUCUGAGAGAAGAAGCAGGUGGGCAGGGGACACCACUGACGGAGUCUGGACCCACUCGAGGGCACUUUGCUGGAGGACCCCUUCAGACCCUUCAGAUGUCUCUAUUUUCCGGGGACUGUCCUGUAUUUACAGAAGCCAUCCUGGUUUCUGAUUUGAUCUUGAAAUGCCCCCCUUUUCCUUGUUGUUGUUUAGUUGUUUAGUCAUGUCCGACUCUUUGUGACCCCAUGGACCAGAGCACGCCAGGCACUCCUGUCUUCCACUGCCUCCCGCAGUUUGGUCAAACUCAUGCUGGUAGCUUCGAGAACACUAUCCAACCAUCUCGUCCUCUGUUGUCACCUUCUCCUUGUGCCCUCAAUCUUUCCCAACAUCAGGGUCCCACCAGGGAGUCUUCUCUUCUCAUGAGGUGGCCAAAAUAUUGGAGCCUUAGCUUCAGGAUCUGUCCUUCCAGUGAGCACUCAGGGCUGAUUUCCUUCAGAAUGGAUAGUUUUGAUCUUCUUGCAGUCCAUGGGACUCUCAAGAGUCUCCUCCAGCACCAUAAUCCAUCUUUUCCUUAGGGAAUCCCAAUUUUUAUCAGAGAAAUGCUGGAGGGUGUGGAGUUAUGCGACCCUCGAGCCAAGCCGCCCAGAGUGACUGGGACAAUCCUGUCAGAUGGGUGGGGUAUAAAUGAUAAAAUUGCUGCUGCUGCUGUUGUUGCUAUUGAGUAACAAUAUUUUCAUCAGAGAAAUGUUGGAGGAUAUGUGGUGGAAGUGGUUGGUAGUCUGUCCGCCAUUUUGAUUUUCCCACAAAGCUGUGGGACAGUGGCUGUUGCCUUGCAGGAAAACUAAAAUGGCAGCUGACUUCCUAGGCUUGGCACCUGGGAAAGGAAACAGGUGGGCAGGGGGCUUCACUGAUGGAGUCUGAGCCCACUCCAGGACACUUUGCUGAAGGACCUUUGUUGCCCCUGUGACUUGGAACCAGCCCUGCUGUAAGACAAAGCAUGCAGGCAAUAUUACCCCCAAUUCCUCAGGACAAAGUACUAUGCCUACUGCUGUCUGGCCAAUGAGCGCAAACAUACUGGAAAUAAUACACACUUUUUAAAAAAGUUAUAAAAUUAAUUUGUAUGUUAUUAAUAUUCAAUGUAAUAAUGUUUAUACGUUCUGGCUGUUCUGCAAUGAUCUCCCAACCCCUUAGGCUCAUUCAUAACAACAUUUCCACUGACAGGUGUGUCCCCAGAAGACUUGACGAUGCAAAUGGGCCAGGUUACUCAACUACCCUAAUCCUUCCCAGUUUAAUGUCAACAGUAGUAGUUUAGGGAGACAAACAGGUUUGUGGCUGCUUCCCAAUCCGUAAUUGCUGCUGUGAGGAAUUGCAAAACAUUUCGUACUUGUCCAAAGCCUUGCAGAACAUUUCCUUUGCUACAGUGGUAAUGCAUAGUCUUCAUUAAAACUCUUAAGGUUGUUUUCAGAAUAAAUAAAUAAAAUAAUCCCAUGUCCAAACCAUGCCCAAAACAGUAAUAGCUCCUAAAUAUAUUAGGCCAAAUUGCAUAUAUUAGUUCGCCUCAGUUGCAUUCAGAAUAUGCACCGACUUAUUCCAAGCCUUUUAUCAGCAAUCUCAUGUUAGCAUUUUAAUAUUGCAUACCGUGCUUGUAGUAAUUAGUAUUACUUUUCUUGGCUAAUUUUUUGCAAGGGCCUCUGGGUAGAACAAUUUAAUACACGUAAUGUCUAGCAAGAAAAUGUACAUUCGCAAAGCACAUUAACAGAACAACCGAGUAAGCACAAAUUUCAAGAGCAGAGGAGGGAGUAGGCUGCAAUAUUCUUAGAGCUAUUUCUUACCAUGAUCUGAACAUGUUUGUUUUCCAUUGGCCCUUAUGAAAGAUAUAAAGAGUGUUGGACUAGGAGACCAAGAUUUGAAUCUCCACUCACCCACGAGGCUCACUCGGUAACCUUGAGCCAGUCACUGUCUCUCAGCCUAACCUACCUCACAGGCUUGUUGUUAGGGUAGAGUGGGGAGGAGGAUACGAUACGAUACAAUACAAUACAAUACAAUAAUCUUUAUUGUCGUUGUCCCAUACAGAACAAUGAAAUUGAAAAAAUCUACAUCAGACAUUCAAAAACCAACAAGCCUAUCCCAGCUAGCCCAGCCUUGUCAACCUCCUAAAAACUCUGAUACCUUACACUGCGUUUAAAACCAAAAUCACAUUUGGAUAGAAACUGUUUCUCAGGCGGCUAGUUCUAUUCUUUAUAACCCUGUACCUUCUUCCAGAAGGCCGAAGCUGAAAGAGAUAACCAUGUACACCACCUUGAAGGGGAAAAAAUAUGGCAUAUAAAUAUAAGAAAUAAUACAUAACAUAACAUAAGAAAGGUGUGGUAAAGCUAGAAACAUGUGCACGCAAUAGAUUUUUUUUCUGCUAGGAAGAUUAUGAUGCUUUAUGUUACACAUAUGGUGUCUGUGGCCCACCAAGCCUCAGGGACUGUUACUAGCAGCAAAAGAACAGCAUUGGGGCUUUAAUAUGCCUCCCCCAGCACUCCCAGUGCAGCCAGGUUCACUGUCCCUUUGCUGCUAACAGCAAUAUGGGGAUAUAGAAUCAUAGAAUUGUUGAGUUGGAAGGUACCAUGAAGGUCAUCUAGUUCAUGGCAGGAACAUGGGGCUCGAACCCAUGACCCUAAAGAGGCUCAUACUCUAUGGACCAAGCUCCAUUCAGGCUGCACCAGGUCUUAAUGGAGAGCAGAGGCUUUGACCUUGCGCCCCCAACAAACCCCAUUUCUGACCUCAGGCAAGCAGCAUGGUACUUCGGAAUUGCCGGGAAGGGAGGUUAAACAUGGUUUGUGCGGGAGAGAAGAGGGCAGGGGAGAAAGAGAUAUGGGGAGGUUGCAUCUGUGUGAAGGUUGUGCGUCAGUAUGAUUGCGAGGGAGCAAGGCGUUUAGGAUGUCUGUGUGAGGGAGGCUGGGGGAGGAUGGGUAUUGGGGAUGAGGAAUGAAUACGUUGCCUGAGUGAGAUUGUGCAAGUGAAUGUGUGUGAGAGAGAGUAUGCAUGUGUAUAAGUGUGAGGGGAAGCAAGCGGGACCCCAGACCUGGCCCUGUCCACUCCCAGGUCCUGGCAUAUGGCCCCUGACUGACCACCCACUGCUUUAUGCGGCCCACCUCGACUUUACAUUGGAUUAACUAUUUCUACAGCCAUUUCUAAAGGAAGUUAGAUCAGCCUCCCUUAACCAGUAAUGCUCCCACGGAGGAACAUCUUGCCAAGAAAAUUAUAGAUCCAGUACCCUUAGGAUUCAGAGGGUUGGAGGGCAGGGAGAACAACCCUAUUUCCUGGAGAGGUUAUUACUGACAAACAAAAGCUUUGUGUGAAAUGGCCCCUGGUAUCUCCAAUUAGAACAGCGUUGUUGUUUUUUCCAACUGUGGGACCAUGUUGCCAUUUGGGCAAACAUGCUGAGAGUGGCUAGGGAAACUUAGUCAGGUGGGUGGGGUAUCAAUAAUAAAAUUGCUGUUGUGGUUGUUGAAUAGGACAUCCCUAUUUUCAUCAGAGAAAUAUUGGAGGGCGUGAGCUUAUUGGCCAGGUGUGUGUUCCUUGGGAUAUUCAGUUGGGAAUAUCCCUCCAACCAUCAUGCUGUGUUCUGUACGCUCCUGCUAACAUUUGUGCCUAUAAGUAUCUAUUUUUACAUCUUAAUUUAGCAGUUUGUCAUGACCCAACCCUCUCUGAUCACAAGUCCACAGUGCAAGGCUCUAAACCAAUUGGAUUAAGAGGGAUCAGCAGCUCGAAAUCCUCACUCACCUGUCCAAAUUCAGGCACACGGAAAAGUUACCCCACUCAUAACACAUAUGGUAUAUAUUGUAUGUGCCGUGACUCCAAAGAAUGAGCAAUGUUACCGGCCCGGGGGGGGGGGGGGUUGCUAGGGAGAAUUUCAUGUCAAGGCAGGCAUGGAUAAUGUGCAGAUUUAAAGUCUAUCCCCUGGAUGUUUAUAUGACUCAGCCACAAUUCAGCCUUCUUGCUUGAGACAGAUGUCUAGAACACAUAAUAAUGAAUUGAUCGUGUGCCAUCUGUUCCAAAAUUUUCUGACACCAGCAGCCGCUCCUUAUCUCUGGGCACUGACCUAAAUGUUUACACUUGUAUUACUGUGUCUGACAACAUCGGUAAGUUUGUACUAGGGAUUUUCUAAGCACAUUUCUUGCUCCCCUACGAGGAGAAAUGUGUGCCGCAUAAAAUGUAGCCUUCCCUUGCCCUAGUCUUAUUAUUAAACAACUGCAGUGUCAACGGCACUAAUUCAGGAUAGCUUUGAAGAUCUCCAGUUCACCUGACUUCAUUCAUCCCUGUUUCCCAAGGACAUGAAAGGGGGAAAGGAAACAUUUGAGUUUCAAUAGCUGUCUUUUCAUGCUGCCGAUCUUUCUGGUGCCAUAUGCUAGACAUCUGUCUUUUAUUACAAUCAGUCCAGGCUCGUUCAGGGAUAGAUGCAAUGAAUUAGACCCCUGUUUAUACUAGUUUUCAUGUGUAACUAACCUCUCCUACAGAUCUAAAUAACCCUCGGAUGCAACCUUGACGUUACACAUGGGCUCUUAAAUCCGUGGAUUUUGUUAGGCUAUAAGGGCUGCUCAAGUCCACACUUCACACAGGUAGCGUUUCCAGUCCUAGGCAAAUUGUGACUUCAAGUGCCUGGCAUCUUUGCAACUGCAAUAAUAAAAAGUACAGGUUGUUGUUGUUGUUUUUUAAGGGAGCAAUUUUUCUGGGUCCAGAGUCCUUCCACCCUGCCUCCCCAGACAUGAACAAACUAAUUAAAUUUAAAAUGAGGAAUGCUACAGCUACAAGUUAACAGGACGGAACUAAUUAUCCAAGUAGUUAAGGGUCACUAUCCUUGAAAGGCUCCCAGUAGCCAGGCUACACCGGACAGGUUGGCACUGCAAUUGUGUUUCAAGACCAUUUUAAAAUAGGGAAUGGGCAAAGCCAAUGUAAAGAUUACUCAUGCUUCGGUGGGGUGUGUGGAUGGGGGUACUGGGUCUAGAUCUGUUUUUCAAGAUUCAGGGCAGCAGUGUGACAUGUAACAGCAUGUUUCUUAACUCUUAUGCUUGAAACCAUUCCUUUGCGUGCUUUUCUAAGACAAAGGUAAAGGACCGCUGGAUGGUUAAGUCCAGUCAAAGGCGACUAUGGGGUUGUGGUGCUCAUCUCGCUUUCAGGCUGAGGAAGCUGGCGUUUGUCCACAGACAGCUUUCCAGGUCAUGUGGCCAGCAUAACUAAACUGCUUCUGGCACAACAGAACACCGUGAUGGAAACCAGAGCACAUGGAAACAGCAUUUACCUUCCUGCCACAGUGGUACCUAUUUAUUUACUUGCACUGGCAUGCUUUUGAACUGCUAGGUUGGCAGGAGCUGGGACAGAGCAAUGGGAGCUCACCCCGUCAUGUGGAUUUGUGAACUGCUGACCUUCUGAUCACCAAGAAGAAGAGGAGUUUGGACUUGAUAUCCCGACUUUCACUCCCUUUAAGGAGUCUCAAAGUGGCUAACAAUCUCCUUUCUCUUCUUCCCUGACAACAAACACUCUGUGAGGUGAGUGAGGCUGAGAGACUUCAGAGAAGUGUGACUAGCCCAAGGUCACCCAGCAGCUGCAUGUGGAAGAGCGAGAAAGUGAACCUGGUUCAUCAGAUUACAAGUCCACCGCUCUUAACCACUACACCACACUGGGUAUCCAAGAGGCUCAGUGGUUUAGACCACAGUGCUACCCACAUCCCUUUUGCGUCCUUUUCUACUCCGAUGUAGACACUGCAUUGUUUUAGGCAUCUGGUGAAACUUUUUUUACAAUUCUAGCAAACCUACCCAGAAAUAUAAUGUCGGUAUCAGUGUUAAGCUUUCAAAGUUUUCUUGCUUUUUUUUGCUGCAUUUUAUUGAGUAUAAUUGAUCGAUCGAUCAUCUUAUUUGUAUGCCACCUUUUCAUAGUUCCGAUGAUGCUCAAGGCAGCUUACCACAUAAAAAAAAUUACCCAACUGCAAACAGGGCUAAAGUCGUCAUAAACAAUAAACAAAACAAAACAAACUGAACAAUUUCCACAUAUUAACAGCAGCAACUGCACUACACAAGAAAAAAAGACCCAAGCAACACUGUUGUUGUUUAAAAGUUGAUUUUAGAGGUGUUUUUAUCUAUAUUUUUUACUAUGUACACCACUUAGCAUGUUUUAUAAUUAAGCGGUCUAUGAAUCUUUUCAAAGAUAAAAAAAAAAAUGUGCCAGCAAAUGUAAUUCAUAGAAGAGAAAGGAGAUAAGAUGCACUCUUAUAGCAUCAGCCUGGAAAGUGCUGUCAUUGCUGCAAAACUACUUCUUUCAGAGCUCUUAGACUGGCAAAGUAGGGUUGCCAGCCAUGCUGUCUUGGCCUGAAGCAAAAUGAGGUCCGCAGCCCAUAGUCAAAUUUGACUGCACUUAACCAUCAAGGGGACCUUUAGCUUUUUUCCUUUCAAAAAACCUUUUACAGUGGUAACUUGGUUCUCAAACACCUUGGUACUCAAACGUCUUGGUUCUCAAAUCCCAAAAACCCAGAAGUAAGUGUUCCAGUUUUCGAACAUUUUUCAGAAGCCAAACAUCCGAUGCGGCUGUCAGCUAUUAUUUCCAGGGUACUGCACCAAUCAGAAGCUGCGCUUUCCGGAACGGAUUAAGUUUGGUGCUUUUGUUUUUGCUGUUCUCCUCCUCCUCCUAGUUUUAGCUACAGCCUUCUGGAACAGAUUAAUCCAUUUUGCAUUACUUUCUAUGGGAAAGCACGCCUUGGUUUUGGAAUGGACUUCCGGAACGGAUUAAGUUUGAAAACCAAGGUACCACUUUACAUGAUUGUGACUUUACACUUGAGUAAGUUCCAGUUGGAUAGCAUUUUGCUGCACAGAUGUUUAGGAUCAGGGAAAAAGGCUUGGUUAAUUGAUAAAGAUGAUUGAAGCCAAACUUCAUUAACCAUUUUUUAUAUAACCAAGGCUGAAAUGUAUUUAAUGAAUAUAAUUUCAUUGGUAUCAUGUAGAUGUAUGCCACUGUGCCAGCAGAAAUGCAAAACAUUAUUAAUCUCUUUGCAAAUGUAAAUCAUUAGCUAAUCCAAAAGUGAAUGGCCUAUAACUUUUAAGUUCUCAGUCCCUGCCUUUAAAAUAGGUGAUGAAUAUCUUGCAAGUGAAUUUUCACCCUAUGACAGCACUUAUUCUGAUUGCAAAACAUAGGUUUUUAUGAGCUAUUUAUGCUAUUAUUAUUAUUAUUUAUUAAUAUUAAAGUUGGCAGAUGUUUGGAUGGGUGCCAUCUUCAGGUGUUGUGCUUCCUUGCUGUAGCUUAAAGUUAGGAAUGGACAGAUAACUCUACUUCCAUUUUAUGUCACUUCUAUCCUAUAGUGGACUAUGACACCCAUCAGUCCUGGAGACACAUCCAAUGACUAGGGAUGGUGGGAGUUGGAGUUCAACAACAUCUGGGGGACCAAAGAUUCCCAAUACCUACACCAAGAAGGUCAAAGGCUGUGACAGAAACUGUAACAACUGCUCUUUUUAAAGAAGCAGUUGCUUCAACACCUAGUACUCCAAGGAAGAUGUCAGGUUACUUGAUUGGAUGGGGAAAUCCAUGAGUAGCAUUGUCCUACCCAUUCAUUUUUGUGUAAUUUAGUAUGCCUUCAGCUGUAAUUCCUCUUACUAUAUGGAAAAGGAGUCAAAAUGAGGCUCAGAAGCCAUCAUUACGAGUUUCUAUGAAGUUUGCAUCGUAUAAUUUAAUUGGAAUGUUUGGGGGGACUAAAUAGGUUAAGAUUGCAGUGAUUCGGGCCCCAAUCACACCUAUCUGAGUUCAGGUCUAUUAACAAAAUGGCUCCAACACUGGUCCACAGCUGUGAAAACGUUGGGCUUAUGUUUCAGUCCUUGCUGUGAAUGGCGGCAUUCAGUCUGUCCAGCUACAAGCGAGUUCACGCUGCACGUAGCCAUAGAAAUUAGAUGUGCUGCUGACUGCACAAUACCCUUGUAUUUCCUUUCAAAGGCCUUCAGGAUGGGGUGGGCUGUAAAUCUCACUAAUUAAUAUAAACAAAUACAUUAAAAAGGUUGUACUCAAACCUUCAAGCCAUGCUUAAAUCAGGCCUCUCUCCUCUGAACCCUGGAGCUGGAUUCCAGAAUAAGGAAGGGGAUUAAGUCCUUUCCUCAUCCCAGUCUCUGUAUAAAGCACUGCUGUCUUUCAGUCUUCUCCAGAGCUUCUCCCAGUGACCUUGUCUUGAUGUCCACACUGCAGCUUCCACCUUCUUCUGUCAGUGCUUUUCAGAGCUCUAGGGUGAUUGCUGCUUCAUACUUUUCAAAGAUGGGAAGUAGUACAACAACAACAACCACUCUAGGCAUCUGCCUCAUUGAUGAAAAAAGUUUGUACCCUUCCUUUCAAUGGAAAGAUCCUCAUGGUAGCUUAGAACCAGGCAGUUGUUAGUCUCCUGGUUGAUUAUUGGGGUCAGAAUGGCCUUCCCCUUGCCCUGAUGUCCUUUCAGAGAAACUGGGGGUGUUGAUGACGUGAGCCAAGGGGAACUUUCCUUCAGGUGUGCAGUCCAAAUGUAACUCAUUAUAUGGCAAACCAGGAACAUUGCAAGUAAAAGAAGAUUAAGGCUUGCAUUGCUGUCACCCACUUACCUGGGGGUAUUGAAACCAAUGGAACUUACUUCUGAGUAUACAUCUGUAGGAUUGUGCUGUACAUAGAGAAAUACAUGGCAUCAUAGAAGGAGGCAAAUGUACAAGAGGCCUUGGGAAUCAUACUGUGACUUUCAAAGACAGAGAGCAGGAAUUGGUGGGGAAAAAUACUAGCCCUUCUUGAAGCUGAGAUCAUAGGAAUGAGGUAGACCAAAUGGAGUCUUAGACCCUAGCAUGCCCAUCUGAUGGUGAAAUCAUCUGUGGCAUGAUGCAGGCAUAUAGCAGAGUCUUCAGCACACCUGCCUUCCUUAGUCAUCUGUCAUAUGAACGGCAGAUACCCACAUACAUGACUACAUGUGGCUGACAGUGUUGAAUAGGGUUAAAAAAAUGUAGUCUAUCCAUUGAGGCAGCUGACUAUACUUCUGGUUCACACAUUAGUUUGAAAGUGAAGGGAAAGAAGCUAUCAUCAACUCGGCCUAAGUCUCAGUGUUGAGCUUUGACUUUCGUUGAUUCCAUAUGCUAGGAUGCUCAGCCCCAAUCCAUGAUAAAUUAAUGCCACUGCAGAUGUGAAGGAGCUUCAUAGACCUCUUUCAAUAAGCAAAAAGAAAUGCUAAUGGGGCAACACAUGAAACCAUUCCUUAAAAAACAGUUUGCUCCUCAAAUGGGUGUUUUGCAUGUGCAGAACCUUCCCAUUCAUUUGAGGCAGCUGUACCAAUAAUUGCCAUACCGUGCCAAGAUCUAAGUACCAGAGGAAUAGUCUUAUUGUUCUGUGUAUGAUCAUCUACUCCACUUUUAUGCAGCUCCACUGAUUCGAAUUGAAGCACCCUGAUACAGAUCUAAUUCAGCGAAGCCAUAAUCAAUAUGUAUCAAUUGGUAAUAGUAGUAUUUUAGGGUUGACUUGCAUGCCCUUGUUUCCACCACUGGUUAAACCUUUGCAGCCACCUAUGUUGAAGCCAAUAUCCUGGUUGGUCCCAGCACCCAUUUGGCUUCCCUUUCAAUUAGCCAUCCUAUGUAAUUAUAGGUUAUAGUUCUAACAUGCUUGCUCAUCACUUGGCCAUCAAAUGUGUACACUAUCGUCAUUGAACUCAUCACAUGUUCCGCAAGCCUUAUUGGGAACAAAACAAGGAAAUACAUGUGUGACAGGGUUCUGUAUGGCUUUCCUGCAAAUCUUAGAUGCUGCACCCCAGAAUGCACCAUUCUCCAGAAUACAUAGAGCUACCACUGAAAAUGAUACUCAGCAUCUUAAUGCACUUGUAGUUAAUCCAGAUUUCACAAAGUUGUUGCUUCAUUGUUUAGAUUGUCAUAGUCCAUGGGCAGGCAAACUAAGGCCCAGGGGCUGGAUCCAGCCCAAUCGCCUUCUAAAUCCAGCCUGCAGAUGGUCUGGGAAUCAGCAUGUUUUUACAUGAGUAGAAUGUGUCCUUUUAUGUAAAAUGCAUCUCUGGGUUAUUUGUGGGGCAUAGGAAUUUGUUCAUCCCCCCCCCCAAAAAAUACAUAUAAUCCGGCCCCCCACAAGGUCUGAGGGACAGUGGACCGGCCCCCUGCUGAAAAGGUUUGCUGACCCCUGUUAAUAGUCAGUCCCUACAGUCCCUUGCAAUAUGAGAAAAAGAAGUGAUGGUCCACACUGCAGAAAAUCAGCCAAUAAUGAGAGAAGUGUUUAUACAACGAAUAGCAAGCAUUAAAAAAAAACAAAAAAACUAAAACAGCAGAGGUAUAGCUUGUGGUUAUUGCUCACAUCCUACAUGUGUGCAUGUGAGUGUGUUUUAAGGUGUGGAAAAUUUAUUCUAUAUUCCACACAAAACAGGUCCAACCUAGCUAUAAAAAUAAAAUUGGAACUCUGCAUGUGUGCUGUCAGAAAUAUUUUCCAUAUAGAUAAGAGAAGAAAUGAAAAACAUAAUAAAAUAAAACAUAAUAAUAGGAAAAUAAAGCACUGAUGGACAAACAAUAUGAAUGGAAAACAGUAAUAAAACACGGCAUGAGCCAGCCAAAAUUAAAAACAUUUCAGUUUCUUUGAGUUUAUUGAAGCAUGUGCCUAAAUCUCUCCAAGUGAAAUCAUCAGGACUUAGAAGUCCUGAAUAGUUUGUGCCUAUCGUUCAAAUGCAGUCUUUGAACGUAACAUUGCUUAUGUUUUGCAGGGUUCUGUAGACUUGGGAAGUGGAGGGGAAACUUGUAGGGUGACAAGGAAGUAGCCGCCUGAUAAAGUGGAUUGUAACUCAAGUUUGCCUUUUGGUUUCCACCAUUGCUUGGGUGUGCUGGUUUGAGGCAUCCGAUAUUUCAUGCCAUUUUGUGAAAUUGACCCUGGCAGCUCCAUAUUAGCAAUCCAAGCCAUCUUAGGCAUGUUGGCACGAAUAGGUAAAAUCAGUGCUAUUUUUUCUAGAAAAAGAGACUCUGGAGCUCACCGUGAACCCUUGUUCUCUUAGAAUGGCAACGGUGCCCACCUGAGAGUUACUGGAGUUGAGCUCCUGUGAGCUACAGUCGAAGGGGGAAAAAACCCUGGAUAAAAUAUUAAAAUGAUACCUCUGCUACAGCAGAAUUGUCCUGUGUGUGUCGGGACUAAGGACAGCCUUCUUCAACCCUUCUACUCCCACAGAAACACUUGCCUGCUGAAACCUUGAGCUUCAGUCUUUUUUCCACACCUGUAAACAAGACCGAUUCACUGGUGCUUAGCCGCUCAGCAGAAGGCUGCUAGGAAAUGCUCCCUGCCAGGGGUACCAACUUGAAGAAAAUAUUGAAUAUCUUGUUUUGUUAGUGUUAAAGAUAUAGAAAGGCAUUUUAAAGGUAAAGGUAAAGGGACCCCUGACCAUUAGGUCCAGUCGUGGCCAACUCUGGGGUUGCGGUGCUCAUCUCACUCUAUUGGCCGAGGGAGCCAGUAUACAGCUUUCGGGUCAUGUGGCCAGCAUGACUAAGCCGCUUCUGACGAACCAGAGCAGCGUACGGAAACACCGUUUACCUUCUCACCAGAGUGGUACCUAUUUAUCUACUUGCACUUUGACGUGCUUUCAAACUGCUAGGUUGGCAGGAGCAGAGACCGAGCAACGGGAGCUCACCCCGUUGCGGGGAUUCAAACCGCCGACCUUCUGAUUGGGCAAGUCCUAGGCUCUAUGGUUUAACCCACAGCGCCACCCGCGUCAUUUUACUGUAUAUCAAAUUUAUAGAAUCACAGUCAAGAAUCACAUAGUUCCAUCCUUAUUUCAGACAUUGUUACAUAUUCAUAUAUCACCAUGUUUAGCUGGUGAUAUUGCCCAGCCCUACUUCAGACCAUGUAUGAGGCUUUCCCUCAGUGCUGCUAAUCAUAGAAAUGGACACAAAGUUGGUGUGGAGAGGACUGAGAACAGGAUGCUGAAUGAGAUGGGCCGUUGGCUUGAUCAGUAGGCUUUUCUUGUGCUUUUAUAACAUUGAAAAGAUACAUCAGUUCCUAAUUGCCUAGCCAUACCAUGGCUGCUGUUAUUGUAGUAGUUACCCUUUGAGAAACUAGGCUCCAAUCCCAUGCCCCCUUACUUGGAAGUAAGCCCUGUUGACCUCAGUAGGGUUGUCUUUUGAAUAAGUAAGUAUUGGAAUGCACUGUACUCAUGUUGCUCCCAAGCUAUUAUUACAAAUGGGAGGAAAUUUGCUAAUGUGAUAAUGAUCACCCUUUAGGCUUGGGUGCCUCUCUCUCUCUCUCUCUCUUUUACAUGUAUUACUGAUUGCACAUGCAAGACUGUUUAGGCAAGAUGGGUAGAGAUAGGCGAGUCUUUAAUCACGAUAGCAUUGCAUUUCUAACAUAAUGAUAGGUUGGAAGUACAAUUAGAGCUACAUUUGACAACACUCUGGAAUCCACCAUCCAGCUAAGUGCUUGUGAUGUUGCCCUGUUGGCAGUUUAAAAUUCAUUUUCCAUAGAGGAGGGUUCGAAGGCAAUUAAAAAUGACACUUAAAAAAAACCACAAAUGAUAUUUGUGAUAUGCUUGAAAGAUCUGUGUUUCUGCAUUCUAAGAUUUCCAGUCCUACGUGGCAAGGAAACAGGGGGGAAAGCAUCUAGAAACAUAACUGUAGCUCCUCUUUCUGCCACCGUCUCCCAAACAAGACUUCAGGAUUCAGUUGCCCAGUUUAAUGAAAUAAUGGUAACAAGUAAGGUAGAAGAAGGAAAUUCUGGAGGUUUCUCCCUCAAAGGCAUUUCCACCAGUGUCCCACAUCCCAAUUCCUUGCUUUCUCGCUCAUCCUACUGCACCAGUCACACUGCUGGUCUAUACCACUGAGCCUCUCGGGGUUGCUGAUCAGAAGGUCUGCAGUUCAAAUCCCUGUGAUGGGGGUGAGCUCCCAUUGCUCUGUCCCAACUCCUGCCAACCUAGUGGUUUGAAAGCAUGCCAGUGCAAGUAGAUAAAUCGGUACCACGGCUGCGGGAAGGUAAAUGGUGUUUCUGUGCUCUCUGGUUUCCAUCACGGUGUAACGUUGAGCCAGAAGUGGUUUAGUCAUGCUGGCCACAUGACCUGGAAAGCUGUCUGCAGACAAACACUGGCUCCCUUGGCCUGAAAGUGAGAUGACUGCCACAACCCCAUAGUCAUCUUUGACUGGACUUCACCAUCCAGGGGUCCUUUUCCUUUACCUUACCAGUCACAGUACCUACAGGGAUGGGGAACGUUUUUCAGCCUGAGGACUGUGUUCCCAGCUGUGCAAUUUUUUUGUGGGCCAUGUACCAACAGUGGCCGGACCCAGAGGCAAACAUGGGCAAAACUGCAUAGAAAUGUCACCUUUCUGCAGUAGGCUGGUUUCUAUAUACCCCUCCCUGUCUUCCCACUAGGCGAGCACAUUCCAUCCAUGCAAGUCCAUUUUGGGGUGUGACCUGUAGAAGGUGUGGUUGGAGAAGGUGCUUGGCCAACCAAGUGUCCAGAGGUCAGAUGGAAAGACCUGGAAGGGACCACAAUGGGUCCCCAAGCAUGAGGUUCAAUCUUCACCCCUGCUUUUCUGACUGACUAGAUCCAGGAAGGACUUGCAGGGCGAAUGAAGGAAGUUGUAGGGUGGAACUAGGUUCCUUAGAAAGGCGGGUUGGUGAUGCAGAGGACAAAGGUGGGGCAGGGAAAAUGAGGGAGGAACAGUCAUGGAAGGUUCAUGAAACGUGAGAGGAAUAUAAGGGGAGGAAGGAGCGCAACAGAUGUGGGAAUUGUGGAGGAACAGCAAUAAUGCACCAGUUGUUUGGCCAGCAGUCAGGAACCUUUGAUCCAAACCACCAGAACAAUAAUUUUUAAAAGAAGGCAGUGUGUAAUUCAGGAUAUUUUGACAGACUUGAGAUUUUAAAAGAAUCUAUGGAAAGAAUUAUAUGAAAAAGGAAAAAAAGGAGGAGGCUUGCCAAAGCAAGAUAAAGAGCUCACUUCCUCAGAGUCUGGAAUGUUUUUUUCCUCCUCCAGUUCAUUGUGAGUGAACAAUGCAGAUGUUAUAUUCAUAUAUAGAAAAACAGAAGGCUUAAGAGAAUAGUAUAAAAGACUACAUCACACAAUAAUUUGUAUUCAUUUUUUAUAUAAAAACCUUGUUGACUGAAAUCGUUUUGACUAUCAACAUGUAUUGUGUACCAUUAUACUAUGCCACAAAAUAUUGUUUGCGUGUGUUUGUGCAUGUAUCUGAAUCACAGCAUAUCUAGUGCAUAUCUUUUAUUCUUAAAUACUCAUUUUAAGAUUAGUGUUCUUACUCAAAAUGAGUCAACAGUGUGAUGUAGCAGCAGCAGCAGCAGCAGCAGCAGCAGCAAAAAAUCUAAUGCUGUUCUAGGCUGCAUCAACAGAAGUCUAGUGUCCUGUUCACAGAAAGUUAUAUUUAGGCUUGCCGUACGUCAGGAAAAUUCCUGACGUGUCCUGGUUUUCAGGUGUGCAAAUGGCAUCAGGGGGGAAUGUUGCCAAAUUGGCCAGAUGUCAGGGAAAACUCGGAUGUAUGACAACGCGAUGGGGGGUGGGGAAGCUCCAAAAGCUUAAAGUUACUAUUUGGGGGGGGGAGGUUUCCUCCAAAAAGCUCAACAACCCUAGUUAUAUUCCCACUUAUGAGGAACGGUUGAGGGAGUUGGGGAUGUUUAGCCUGGUAAAGAGGAGACUGAGAGGAGAUAGCCAUAUCUCAAGGGCUGUCACAUGUAAGAUGGAGCAAGCUUGUUUUUUCCUGCUCUGGAAGGGAGGACUCGAACCAAUGGGUUGAACGUUAAUGCAUUACUAAGAAAAGCCUGUGCUGAGUUUUUACAGCUCAGAGUUUUCCGUAGAUGAGUAGAUUGAUCUGAAUCCAGUGUGCUGAUGAGUUGUUCUUCUGCACGCAGGUUGAUCUCCGAGCCACAGAUGUCAAACUAAUGCGGCAGCUACUGAUCAUCAAUGAAAGCAUCGAAUCAAUCAAGUGGUUGAUUGAAGAAAAAGGAACAAUCACCAGCAGGGGCAGCAGUUUGAGUGGCAGUCUCUGCAGCUUGCUAGAGAGUCAGGAGACAUCACUGAGAGGCAGCUACAACAGUUUGCAAGACGGCAGUGAUGGGCUGGAUGGAAUCUCCGUGGGGAGCUACCUGGACACUUUGGCGGACGAUGUCCCUGGCCAACGUACUCCUUCAGACAUGGACCAGUUCAGUGACUCUUCUCUUAUAGACGACUCACAGUCCCUCCAUAAACAUACCAAGAUUGAGUCUGACGAGUACUACUGUUUUGGUUGAUGAAAGGGGAACUUUAGGAGGGACACAUGUGCACUUGUAUUUAUGAUUCUUCUAUGCUGCUAUUUGUUUUAAGCAUUUUGAAAGCACCUUUUAAAAAUACGAUCUAUUUUAAACCUGCUUUAGUCUCUCUGCGGUUGCUCCUAGAUUUUGUUUUCCUCUCCUGGGUGGUUUUCCUCCUCUCUCUCUCUCUCUCUCUCUCUCUCUCUCUUUGUCAUCUUAAUUUAUUGCUGUGAUUUCUUUCUUUCUUUCUUCUCUUUUAUAAUAUAACUUUUGACCAU
Podarcis lilfordi (Lilford's wall lizard) is the source of this 23622-nucleotide messenger RNA. The record is from the annotation of a GenBank genome assembly. Lineage: Eukaryota; Metazoa; Chordata; Lepidosauria; Squamata; Lacertidae.